CAGGGACCCCCGCGCCCCCCGACGCUCCCCGUAGUACGGGGCCGUGGCAAGCGUGGAGGGAAGCCCAUGGCCCCCGGACCCCCGGACCACCCCUGUACCUGGCCCCGGCCCUGCAGCCCCUGACGCCUCCGGGACCCCCCCGGCCGGCCCCGGGGAGCUCCAGCAGGUCGCCCCCGCGCCGCUGAGCCAUGAGGGAUCGCCCGGCGCUGUCGCCAGCAGAGCCAUGAGCAGCUGUCGCUACAAUGGCGGGGUGACACGGCCCCGGGGCCCCCCGAGCUCCUCCGCCGGCACCCCGCAGCCGCCGGACGGGGAGACUCAACCGCUGCGCUCCUGCCACCCGAGCCCGGGCCUCCAGGUGGUUGUGUCCCGACCGGAGCAUCCCGGAGGGGCGAAUCCCGGCCCCGCCGCGGCUCCUCCGGGGCAGGAGGCGGCGGAGGAGCGGACGGGAGAACCGCGGAGGAACCAGAACAUCGGCUACAAGCUGGGCCACCGGCGAGCCCUCUUCGAGAAGCGCAAGCGGCUCAGCGAUUACGCCCUGAUCUUCGGCAUGUUCGGCAUCGUGGUGAUGGUCACAGAGACGGAGCUGUCCUGGGGGGUCUACACCAAGGAGUCAUCGUAUUCGUUCGCACUGAAAUGCCUUAUCAGCCUCUCCACCCUCAUCCUGCUGGGACUCAUCGUCAUGUACCAUGCCAGGGAGAUCCAGCUGUUCAUGGUGGACAACGGCGCGGACGACUGGCGCAUCGCCAUGACCUACGAGCGCAUCUUCUUCAUCGCGCUGGAGCUGGUGGUGUGUGCCAUCCACCCCAUCCCCGGGCAGUACCUGUUCACCUGGACGGCGCGCCUGGCCUUCACCUACGCCGCCUCGGUGGCCGACGCCGACGUGGACGUCAUCCUGUCCAUCCCCAUGUUCCUGCGGCUCUACCUGAUCGGCCGCGUCAUGCUGCUGCACAGCAAGCUCUUCACCGACGCCUCGUCGCGCAGCAUCGGUGCUCUCAACAAGAUCAACUUCAACACGCGCUUCGUCAUGAAGACGCUGAUGACCAUCUGCCCCGGCACGGUGCUGCUGGUGUUCAGCAUCUCCUCCUGGAUCAUCGCUGCCUGGACCGUGCGCGUCUGCGAGAGGUACCAUGACAAGCAGGAGGUGACCAGCAACUUUUUGGGGGCCAUGUGGCUGAUCUCCAUCACCUUCCUGUCCAUCGGCUACGGGGACAUGGUGCCACACACCUACUGCGGCAAGGGCGUGUGCCUGCUCACCGGCAUCAUGGGCGCCGGCUGCACCGCGCUGGUGGUGGCCGUGGUGGCCAGGAAGCUGGAGCUGACCAAAGCUGAGAAACACGUCCACAACUUCAUGAUGGACACGCAGCUCACCAAGCGGGUGAAGAACGCCGCUGCCAACGUGCUCAGGGAAACGUGGCUCAUCUACAAACACACCAAGCUGGUGAAGAAGAUCGACCACGCCAAAGUUCGGACCCACCAGCGUAAGUUCCUCCAAGCCAUCCAUCAGCUGAGGAGUGUGAAGAUGGAGCAGCGCAAACUCAACGACCAGGCCAACACCUUGGUAGACCUGGCCAAGACUCAAAACGUGAUGUACGACAUGGUGUCGGAGCUGCAGGAGCGCCACGAGGAGCUGGAGAAGCGGCUGGGAGCGCUGGAGGGAAAGCUGGAGGCGCUGGGGCUGAGCCUGCUGGCGCUGCCCGGGCUGGUCAGCCAGGCCCUGGGCCAGCAGCGCGACCAGCGGGACCUGCUGGGACCCUGGGCCCCCCGCCUGUGCCCCGCCACCGCCCCCUGCACCCCCAGCCGGGACCCCCCCCGGGCCGCCCCCGACAGCCCCCGGCCCACCUCGGACAGCGGCUGAGCGGGGCAGUGUCCCCAUGUCACCUCGUGUCACCUCGUGUCACCUCGGAGAUCUGAGGGGUGCUGGGGACACCCAUGCGUCACCUUCUGUCACCCUCUCACCCCUCUGGACUGUGGAAAAUGGGGUGAGGGGGUCGUGCGAGACACCCUGGGGAAACCUCCGUGUCACCUUUUGUCACCUCAGAGAACAGCUGAGAGGUCGUGGGGCCCCCCAGGGGUCACCGUCUGUCACCCCCGUGUCCCCUUCUGUCACCUGCGAUAGCGGGUGAGGGUGUGGGGGUGUCACAGACCCCUUGACGUCCCCCCAGGCCCCAUGGCCACGGUUUUGGGGUGUCAGUGACCCCUCUGUUCCCCCCCACCCCUAUCACCGCAGUUUAGGGGUUCGGGGGGGUCCCGGGGGGGCCCUGUUAAUGUCUGGCCAUCGUGUGGCCGUUCCCAGUAGCUUUGUUCUGGAAAGCUCUGUAUAAAACUUCCUGUGUUCACUGUGCUGGAGCCCCCAAAAUCCCCGGGGGGACCCCCAAAACCCCCCAGAAACUGCCCCCCCCCCCAAACAGUGGGAACCUCCAGGAUCGAUUUUUUGGGGAGGGGGGUGGCAGGAGUUGGGGGGACAAGGGACAGAGGGGACAAACUGGGAGCCCUGAGCGAUUUUUUUUGAGGGGGAGGUGGGUCUCAAAUUUGGGGACAGGGUAAGGGAGUAUUCAGAGAGGGGGGCUUUUGGUGACCCCCAAAGUGUGUGUAGGGGGGUGUAGUUAUUUUAUUUUAUUUUGUUUUGUUUUGUUUUGUUUUGUUUUUUUCUUUUAUUUUGUUUUAUAUUUUUGGGGGGAGUGUCUCCACCCCUUUGGCUCUGCCCCAAAAGUGACCUCGGUGAUGUCACCAUCACCUCCCUGUGCCUCAGUUUCCCCCAGUUGGAAAGUGGGGUGGGUUUUUUUGGGGGGGGGGCACACCCCUGGAUGCAAUACUGAGCCCAUCCCCCCCCGAGGGGGUCAGGACCCUUCCCCACAGCGCUGGAGCCCCCCGGGUCUGGUUCUGAUCCCCCCGUGCUGUG
This is a messenger RNA of Hirundo rustica (Barn swallow), 2899 nucleotides long. RefSeq names its product potassium calcium-activated channel subfamily N member 1 (gene KCNN1). Gene Ontology annotation, cellular component: neuron projection; plasma membrane; neuronal cell body. NCBI's taxonomy places the organism in Eukaryota, Metazoa, Chordata, Aves, Passeriformes, Hirundinidae. Bases 224 to 1855 code for a protein of 543 amino acids. Gene Ontology annotation, biological process: potassium ion transmembrane transport. The transcript has 10 exons. The record is from RefSeq and is a predicted model, not a curated record. Gene Ontology annotation, molecular function: calmodulin binding; small conductance calcium-activated potassium channel activity.